Molecule: messenger RNA, 1352 nt
Organism: Hydractinia symbiolongicarpus
Lineage: Eukaryota; Metazoa; Cnidaria; Hydrozoa; Anthoathecata; Hydractiniidae
Product: ras-like protein RAS2
Exons: 7
Coding region: 179-757 (192 amino acids)
Biological process (GO): signal transduction
Cellular component (GO): plasma membrane
Molecular function (GO): GDP binding; GTPase activity; GTP binding
Source: RefSeq, a predicted model, not a curated record
CAAUUGUGAACAUAGUUCUUAUAAACCAUUCCGCGGGGUGCGGCACACAAGGACGACGCUAGAUGUAACGAGUGUUCUACUGCUAAAAAAAGGAAUGUUUACACACAUUAUUGUCUAAUGCUGUGACAUUUUGAUUAAUUAUAUAAAAAGAUAGACUUGACAUAACCUCUAUUAAGACAUGGCUGGAGGCGAAUUAGAUAGACAAUACAAACUGGUUGUAGUUGGAGGGGGUGGUGUUGGAAAAAGUGCCUUGACAAUCCAGUUUAUUCAAUCACAUUUCGUUCAAGAUUAUGAUCCUACGAUCGAAGAUUCCUAUAGAAAACAAUGUGUAAUAGAUGAUCGGGUUGCACAUUUAGACAUUUUGGAUACUGCUGGUCAAGAGGAAUUUAGUGCAAUGAGAGAACAGUAUAUGAGAACUGGGGAAGGAUUUUUAUUAGUGUUUUCAGUAACAGAUAGUUCCAGCUUUGAUGAAAUCCCAAGAUUUCACACACAAAUCCUACGAGUGAAGGAUAAAGAUGAAUUCCCGAUGAUUCUAGUGGGUAACAAGUCAGAUUUAGAGAAUGAGCGAACUGUUUCAACUGCAGAAGCACAAGAAUUAGGUAGAAAACUAAAGAUUCCUUACCUGGAGUCUAGUGCUAAACAGCGAAUUAACGUCGACGCAGCGUUUCACGAUUUAGUUCGAGCUAUUAGGCGUUCUAAUGAAGUUAUUGAUCAGCCAGUGAAGAAAAAGAAAAAAUCCAAGUGCACAAUUCUAUAAAGCGUGUAUUUAUAUUAUCCAGUAAAACAAAAUAUAGAUACUUUUUAUUAUAAGGAAAAGAAGAUGAUCGAGUGAAAUGUUGUUGCUGCGGUAUCGUACUGCAGGUCCAUGAGAACGAUUUUGAACAUAUAUAAAUGGAUAAUUUUUUUUAUAUAUUUCCAAAAGUAUGAUUAUAUAUUUGCAUUGUGAAUCUUCAUUUAGAAGAGUGGAGGAUUUAGAUAAGAAAAAGCAUACAGUAGAGGCUAUCCUCUAAUAUCAGUUCUUUGUUAUUUUUUUUCUGUUUCUUAUAAUAUAUUUGUCACGCACGAAUGGAACGUUUGAUCAAAAGUUUUUGUACAAUAACCUUUGUUUGCUUGUCUAUUUUCUUUUUUAUUGCAAUUUAACUUACGGUAACACCAAGUUUUAAAAGUUGUUUUGUUUCAAAACAGAAGAAAAAUCAUCUCCACCAUAGAGCUUAAUUAUAACAUAAUUUUAAAUAAUUCUCCUUCGUUGGGAUUAAUGUAUAUUCUACACCGAAUUAUAUUUUACCAAUUAAUAUUUCCGCUGUUUUGUAAAUAGAAAUGAGAGUAUCUGGGAAAAAUAACAUGUGCUUUCA